GGAAGAAAGAGUAGAUUGGCAAGUUAGGGUCUGUCUUAUGGACGGGACGUGGCAGGGUGUUUAUUCGCGGAUGAGUCGCCAAACACCGACUCUUUAGCUUAUUUGUAGCCGGUUUGACUGUGACUCUUUCCCUGCUACUAUGAAUGGGAUGGUACGGUCGGAGCGGCCCGCGGGCUUCAGCAAGAGGAUCCUGGUAACCGGAGGGGCGGGCUUCAUAGCAUCUCACAUGAUAAUAUCCCUGGUUGAAAACUACCCUGACUAUCUUAUUAUUAACCUUGAUAAGCUUGAUUAUUGUGCCAGUUUGAAGAAUCUGGAAUCUAUCUCCAGUCAUCCAAACUAUAAGUUCAUACAGGGUGAUAUCUGUGACCCUGACUUCAUAAAACUUGUUUUUGAAAAAGAAAAUCUUAAUAUCAUCUUGCAUUUUGCAGCACAGACCCAUGUAGAUCUUUCAUUUUUGCAGUCCUUUAAAUUUGCCUAUGUGAACACUUACGGCACAAGCAUCCUUUUAAAUGCAGCCCAUGGAGCUGGAGUUGAAAAGUUUGUGUAUAUAAGUACAGAUGAAGUGUAUGGAGGUAGCCUUAAUGAAGAAUUUGAUGAAUCUUCACCAAAACGGCCAACCAACCCGUAUGCCUCAUCGAAAGCCGCUGCAGAAAGUUUUGUACUGUCUUUCUGGGAACAACACAAGUUUCCAGUUGUAAUUACCCGAAGUAGCAAUGUUUAUGGACCACAUCAGUAUCCAGAGAAGGUAAUCCCAAAAUUCAUAUCUUUGUUGCAACGCAACCAAAAAUGCUGCAUUCAUGGGAGUGGAAGGCAGACCAGACAUUUUCUUUAUGCUUCGGAUGUGGUGGACGCGUUAAUCACCAUCCUCACAAGAGGUGAAAUUGGAGAAGUUUACAACAUUGGGGCAAGUUUUGAAAUCUCAGUAUCUCAGCUAGCCAGAGAACUAAUCCAAACAAUGAAAAACACAGCAUCAGAAUCAGAAAUUGAAAACUGGAUUGUUUAUGUGAACGACCGACCUGUCAAUGAUCUUCGUUACUCCAUGAAGUCAGAAAAAAUGCACAGUUUAGGAUGGAGACCUAAGGUUCAUUGGAAGGAAGGUAUUCAGAGGACCAUUGAAUGGUAUAAAGAUAAUUUCCAUAACUGGCAGAAUGCUGAGCUUGCACUGGAGCCAUUUCUGCAUGAGGCAUAGGAGCACUUACAGUGCCCAGAAGCAGGGGAAGGAAAAGAUGAAUAAGGAAACACAGAGCAACAGAAAUUCCUCUUGGAGUAAUGAAGGGUAGGAAGAACAGCAGGAACUGCUUGCAUUUCUAGGUUUUUCUUAGGUUUACUGGACAUUUUAUUCUUUGUAAUUUUUUAAUUUAUAUACCUCUAAAUACUUUAUUUUAUUUAUGAAUCAUUUUGGAAGUACUGUAUUUAUAUCAAAGAUCAAUGCCUUUUUUGGCUUAUGGCUAAAUAAUUUGGGCAGAGAUGUCCGAUCUGUUGCCCUUAAUCAUUUGUGGAACUAGCAACAGCGCCACACGUUAGACAUACCAGCAUUGGAAAUUUGAUCUAAUCAUGCUUGUUAAACUUGAAUGACAUUAAAGAAAUAAAGUGAACAUUGUAAUGCUUUAUAGUUCCAUAUUAAGCAAAAAUACACACUAUUUCCAUAAAUAAACAUUUCAAGUUGGUGCAUGGAAGCAAAGUUAUAUUUACUAAGUAAUAUAGAUUUUAUACUGUACAGUGUACGGUAUCAGUGGAAAAUGCUAUUAAUCAGCUUCAGAUACCAAAAUAAAGUUUAUAUUUUCUUUAACAUACUGUAUAUCUUUGUAAAACUUUUUCACACAUUUUGCACUUCAUUCAAAAUUGUUAAAGCAGAAGGAACAGCAAAUCCACUGUGGGGUGCAAACAUUUUACGUACCUCAAAGUGCAUUAAAUUACUUGAGCAUUUUCUUUCCAUACCAGUGCUCCAGAAAAAAUUCACAGGCCUGGGGAUAUUUUCAACAGAGUGCCACUAUCUAGUUCCCUGGGAUGCCUUGCAUAUGCUUGCGCAUGUGCAGUAUACUGCAACUGGGUAAUUUUACUUUAUUGCACAAGCACCUGCCUAAAGUUUUGGUGCCCCACUGUGAAUUAUUCUUUGCGUGCCCUUUAAGUAGAAAGUAUUAUUGCUCCUCUUAAUUAAGAGUCUGUCAAAAAUCAGCUGAGAAGUUGUCCAAUGUGCUUAUUCCUGGCCUCAACAGAAUGCCAAAUGAUCAAAUGUGUCUUUUAAAACUAAAUUUUUAUGGGUCAGCUGUGAGUUAAAUGUAUUCUUGUAAUCAAUGUGUUUUUUUUUUAUUCUUUAAUGUUCUACAACUUACUAAAUGCAUUCCUUCUUAAUAAAGCCUUUCGUUUUAGAUA
Xenopus tropicalis (tropical clawed frog) is the source of this 2373-nucleotide messenger RNA. It is a transcript of the gene tgds, whose product is annotated as TDP-glucose 4,6-dehydratase. Gene Ontology annotation, biological process: nucleotide-sugar metabolic process; glycosaminoglycan biosynthetic process. The transcript is spliced from 12 exons. Gene Ontology annotation, molecular function: catalytic activity; UDP-glucose 4,6-dehydratase activity; dTDP-glucose 4,6-dehydratase activity. The coding region runs from base 140 to 1189 and encodes 349 amino acids. Lineage: Eukaryota; Metazoa; Chordata; Amphibia; Anura; Pipidae. The record is from RefSeq and is a predicted model, not a curated record.